This is a messenger RNA of Parasteatoda tepidariorum (common house spider), 591 nucleotides long. RefSeq lists its product as uncharacterized. Gene Ontology annotation, molecular function: RNA-DNA hybrid ribonuclease activity; nucleic acid binding. NCBI's taxonomy places the organism in Eukaryota, Metazoa, Arthropoda, Arachnida, Araneae, Theridiidae. The record is from RefSeq and is a predicted model, not a curated record.
AUGGCGAAUAUUUAUUUCCAUAAAAGCAUUGAAGAUCCAUACAUACCUCUACCAGUCUUCCCACCAAUACAUCCUGCAGAGUUAAAAUCCUCAAAUUUUGACUACAAUUUACCAAUAAAAGGUGUAAUUAAGAUAUUCACGGACGGUUACAGGCUAAUUUAUAUUGGCGAAUACAAAGUAGGAUGUGCAUUCGUAAUAUACGUCGAUGGUGGUCUUGUAGAGUAUCGCAAUUUUAGACUUACAGAUUAUUCAACAGUUUUUAACGCAGAAUUAUGGAUGAUACUUCUGUCACUUCAAUGGAUGCACCAAAUCAAUAUCAAUAGCGAAACAAAUAUCUAUUCUGACUCACACUCCAGUUUUCAAGCCCUUAGCAACACGAACACGAAUGAUUACCUAGUUCAAAUGAUAAAAAAUACUUUCAACAGUAUUACUAAAUUCCACUGGAUUAAAGCCCACAAAGGAUAUGAGGGCAAUGAGGAGGCUGAUAGACAGGCCAAAUUAGCUUGUCAAAAAUCAACAAUAGAUCAAACAUGCCAAUCAAAUAGACAUGCCAUCAAAACAGACAACAAGAACAGAACUUAUGAAGAAUAA